This is a messenger RNA of Rhizoctonia solani, 585 nucleotides long. RefSeq names its product Retrotransposable element Tf2 protein. NCBI's taxonomy places the organism in Eukaryota, Fungi, Basidiomycota, Agaricomycetes, Cantharellales, Ceratobasidiaceae. The record is from RefSeq and is a predicted model, not a curated record. The transcript has a single exon. The coding region runs from base 1 to 585 and encodes 194 amino acids. Gene Ontology annotation, molecular function: nucleic acid binding.
AUGCUCCCUGAACCCGUAUUUGCUAACAUGGCCUUAGUAUUACUGGAAAAAGAACUCCAAUGCCAAAUCAAGGCCGCUCUAGACCAAGAUGAAUCACUGGAGGAAAUACUACAAUUCCUCCAAAACAAGUCAAAGGCACCUCUGUCCAUCAAACGCGCUUUUAAGGACUAUCAGAUGGAAGCAGGACUCCUCUUUUACCAAGGGAGAAUUGUGGUCCCGGACGUAGGAAGCUUACAAACAGAGUUACUAAGGAUCUUCCAUGACAGCCCCCUGGCUGGUCACCUGGGUAGACAACACACACUGGAACUAGUCUCAAGGAACUAUUACUGGCCCAGGAUCCAUGCUGAUACAUACUGGCAUGUGGAUUCCUGCAAAACAUGUCAACAGAUUAGGAAGCCAAAAUACUCAUCCAUUCCCCCACAGCUGCUGGAACUCCCUAGCCAACCUUGGCAACACGUGUCCUAUGACAUGAUUGUAGAUCUGCCCAAAGAUGGUGACAGCAACUCCAUCCUAGUCAUUGUGGAUAGCUUCACCAAAUACAUCAUCUUGGUGGAAUGUUCCAAAAACUCAAAGCUCCCAAACUAG